AUGAACGGGGAAAUUUCCAACCAGAAAGAGCCUCAGAGCGCAAAAAACGGACGUUUUAUGGAUAAACCGUGGUUUCAACAGGCUUACCAGAUGGCGAAGGACUUUUACGCGAAAGACGAAGCCCUGGAUCCAAAGGAUAGAUUGGAGCUAUCGAAGAUGUAUGUGGGAAUCUCCAGGGCUCAGCUCUGGGGCGGGUGGGUCGGUUUCGCGGUGGUUUUUGGAGGGCCAUUUGGCUACCAAUGGCACCGAACAGGCGCGAUCAAAGGCGUCAAAGUGCCUCGCAACUUCGUCCUUGGGCUGGUAGCAAUGGCUCUGAGCGCACAUGGCUGUGGACGGGUCCGGUACAAUGCGCAGGUGGCGCGGCUGGCUCCGCUAGCACAAACAUCCGAAUGGGACAACGAAGUGGAACAGCCCGCGGCGCCACAGAGCCGAGAGACGAGACAGUACGAGAUGCUUAAAUUGCUUGGGUACGGGAUGGCACCCCGUUGGGGCCACUAUUUCUACUCCACGUACACAAACCCGGAGCGUCGAUUGCCCAACCCGAGCACACUGCUGAAAAAAAUGCAAAGCGGCGAACAGCAGCCACAAGUGUCGCCGUUUUUGAACCAGCGUGAUCCCAUGGGGCUAUACUCGGGUCCUGGCCAUGACAAGAAAGAGGGUAUAACACCACAUCGUGAACCGACGGAUUUGGGGGAGUCCCGGUCCUCGUGGGAUAAGGUGCGCGUCCAGAGCGGGGUAAAUAGCAGCAACAGUGGUAGUGGGUGGGACCAGCUUCGAAUGCGACCACAGGACGGCCCGGAUGCUGACGAUGCUGACGAUACUGACGAAUUUAACGAAUUGAUGGAGCGCGAGAGGCGUGGCGAAGACACCAUUUGA
Messenger RNA from Lachancea dasiensis, 876 nucleotides. NCBI's taxonomy places the organism in Eukaryota, Fungi, Ascomycota, Saccharomycetes, Saccharomycetales, Saccharomycetaceae. The record is from the annotation of a GenBank genome assembly.